Molecule: messenger RNA, 3012 nt
Organism: Colletotrichum karsti
Lineage: Eukaryota; Fungi; Ascomycota; Sordariomycetes; Glomerellales; Glomerellaceae
Exons: 1
Coding region: 1-3012 (1003 amino acids)
Biological process (GO): mitotic spindle organization; regulation of mitotic cell cycle
Cellular component (GO): mitotic spindle
Molecular function (GO): protein binding
Source: RefSeq, a predicted model, not a curated record
AUGAGCGCGACUCCCACGAACCGGCUCAAACUGACGCCGGGGAACUCCCCAUACCUCCAACGUCCGCCCCGAUCCCCCCUCCGAGGUCGCUUACCCCACGAGUCCCGCCUGUCCCUCAAGCGAGUUGUCGGCACAACCUGCGUCUCGCCCACGGGUUUCGACACCGUCAACUCCUCCUUCGCCUACAUUGCCGGCGGCGCCGUUGUGGUUGUCGACGUAGACGGAGAACAGUAUGCUCAACGCUUCUACCGAGCCCGGCCGACUGCUUCUCCGGUCCAUGGGUCUGCGCCGCUAUCGCACGGUUCUCCUUCGCCUUCCACGCCCAAGGCAAAUGAUAGCAGGAACCGCAUUCAUAUUCGAGAGAACCAGGACUGGUCUGUGUCGCCCAACUCGAACACAUGGACAAGUCGUGAACGCAUCAAGGCGGCGACGUGCCUGGCGCUGAGCCGAGACGGGCGUUAUUUGGCCGUUGGCGAGACGGGAUACGCACCCCGUGUGCUCAUCUUCAACCUCGAGGAUGCGUCCUCUGAUGUGCCACUGGUAUCUAUCAGCGAGCAUGGUUUUGGAGUCAAUGCUGUUGCGUGGUCCUCCGACACCCGAUGGCUUGCUUCUCUAGGCGCAUCCACAGACGGCUUCCUGUUCAUCUGGAGAAUCGACCCUCGCAAUGGCAGCGCCAAAAUGUACCAGCAAAACAAGUGCACCUCCACCAUCAAGGGCAUGGUUUGGAUGGGAAGUAGCCUCAUUACACUAGGCGUACGACAUAUCAAGACCUGGCGUGUGGAGGAAGCUCAACCCAGUUCACCGGCGAAGACAAGGUUCAACGAGGGCAAUUCGACACCACAACCGCCACAAAAAGCCUUGCAUGGUCGCAACGUUCUCCUUGGGUCGCUCCUCGAAGCCACCUUCACCUGUGCAGCUGUCAUCGACGACACCAACGUCAUCAUUUGCUCCGAAGCCGGCGACAUCUGCACGGUCGAGGACGAUGGGAAGCAAACGAAGCUCGUGCGAUGCUUUACUGUUGACUUUCCAAUCACAUCUAUUACUAUCCGACACGCGACUGCUUACGUGUCUGGGAAAGCAGGCCAGUUCGCGACAAUGAGCGUGAAGGCGGUGCUAGAGAGCCUACCGGAUGCCAUGGUUUCCAAGAAUGUUGCGCCCGCUGGAUUGACGGCUAUGGGGUUCCUCACAGAGAACCUCGUCACCAUUGAUGAGAAGCACUCUAUCGACAUCUGGAGCUCUAGUCACCUGCCAGGCCAAACUGAGGAGGACCCCUCUCAUAUUCCCAUCCCCGGCCAUGGAGAUGCGAUUGUGGGAAUUCAAGCCAUCACAAAGCCCAACGAUCAGGACGCGGACUUCUACACGUGGUCCGGUUCCGGCAGGGUCAUCUUCUGGGAUAUGCAGGGGAAGGUCAAGCUCUCGGUGGAGGUGCCCAUUGAGCAGGUGAUCCCUGAAAAUGGGAUGGAUCCUGUCAAUCAGCUCAAUGUGGUACGGGUUACCCAGGCUGGGAAGAUGCUUGUAGCAGCCGAUAAGCUGGGCGUGCUCAGGAUCAUGGACUUGACCACUAAUGAGUGCCUCCUCGAGACCAAGGCACAUUCUUCUGACUGCCAAGGCAUCAGCAUCUACGAAGACGAUGCCAAGUUUCUGCUCGCAACUUGCGGUAGAGAUCGCACCACCCAGCUGUUCCACCGCCUAUCAACCGGAGAGUUCCAACAUUUUCAGACGCUUGAGUUCGCUGCCAAGGUCGUGCAAACGGUCAUUCCGUCAGCCGACAGAAUCAUCACAAGCUCCAUGGACAGGACGCUGCAGAUUCAUGACAUAGUGUGCAAAGAGGAUGAUCCUGACCAGAUCGCUGCUCUCUCUGCGCGCACCGUCACAUUAAAAGCAUCACCGACUUCCUUUGCCCUGGGCCAGGAUGAUAAGACUGCGUUCGUCUCCAUGCUCGACCGGUCCAUAUGCCAUUACGAUCUGUCUAAUGGCAAACUCAUCAAUUGCUUCAAGUGCAUCGACGAAGGCGGAUCCGAGACUGCAGUUAUGGAAUCCCUCAUUUAUACUCAGCCUUCAGGUAAAGACGCAGGUCUUCUUCUCGGCAUAUCCAACACGGAUAAAUCUGUUCGCGUCUACGAUGCCCAGUCCGGCUUCUUUGUGGACAGGGAAUGGGGUCACACUGAGUCCAUCAGCGGUGUAACGUUGACGGAGGACGAAGAUGGCAACCAGAGAGUCAUCAGUGUUGGACUGGACGGGACUGUGAUGCUCUGGGGCUUGGACGACGAUUCUUCGCCAACGUCUGUCAGCAGAGACGCGUCACCGAUGAAGGAUGGAUCAGCAUCCGCCAGGCCACCGCUUAGAAGAGUGCUGUCCAAAGCAGAGCUGGCCGAAUUCCAGCGGCCUUCCUCGUCCAACGGCGGACGGCGAUCACCCAGGACGGUCCAACGGCGAACCUCACGCUACGGACUGAACAAUAGUGUCAGUACGCCCAAAGGGGGCACAACAAACAGCCCAUCCAUCGCUGAAGGCACGCCUUCUCGACGCUCAUCAGGCUCUGGCAGCCCUCCGGUCAGUCCGAAGUCGAGGGCAUCUAGGCGGCCGUCACUUCCAUCAUUGGGCAUGCCUCCGAAAAAGAGCUCGCCUAAUCUACGCGGCUUCGGUAGCCUCAAUAUGGCUACAGAACAAGCCUGUCGCACACUGAGAGCAUAUAGAAAAAAGCUUUCAUCGACAGAGCCACUAAGCCAAGAUUCUCUCACGGAGCUCGAUCAGGAGCUUCGCAUGACCGCCGCUGCUCUCGGCGAUCGAGCCAUCAGAACGCACGACACCGCUCUCAUCAGCGGCCUCCUAGAUCAGUACGAAGAGCGUCUGGCCUCCAUGCUAGACGAGAAGCUUCGACAGACAUUCCAGGAUAAGGAGAUCAGAGACGUGCAGACCCCAUCCGAGGAGCCCGAGAUCGAAUUGGUGCUCGACCGACCAAGCACCGCUGGUGGGGAGACCGCCUCUACCUCGACAUCAUCGUCAUUAUAA